Molecule: messenger RNA, 1363 nt
Organism: Arabidopsis thaliana (thale cress)
Lineage: Eukaryota; Viridiplantae; Streptophyta; Magnoliopsida; Brassicales; Brassicaceae
Product: RNA-binding (RRM/RBD/RNP motifs) family protein
Exons: 7
Coding region: 218-1105 (295 amino acids)
Cellular component (GO): nucleoplasm; nucleolus
Molecular function (GO): nucleic acid binding; RNA binding
Source: RefSeq, marked reviewed
ACCCUGCUGACCUAGUCCUAUAUAAAAAAAGAUACCUUCUCCUCUCCAUUAACCAGUAAUCUCAAUCACAAACUAUUUCCCCCCCUUCGUUCAUCAAAUCCUCAAGAGAAAAAAAAAAUCCCCAAAAGCUUCCUCAAAACCCUAACACAGAUCUCUCGAUCUUCUCCGAUCUGUCUUUUCUCCUAAUCUGGUUUAGUUUGAUUUUAUUGGAUUGAAGAUGUCAGACGCUUUGAAUAUGACUCUUGAUGAAAUUGUGAAGAAGAGUAAGAGUGAAAGGUCUGCAGCUGCAAGGUCUGGAGGUAAAGGAGUUUCCCGUAAGAGUGGACGUGGACGUGGUGGACCUAAUGGUGUUGUAGGAGGUGGAAGAGGAGGUGGACCUGUUCGUAGAGGUCCUCUUGCUGUUAAUACUCGGCCAUCAUCAUCCUUCUCCAUAAACAAGCUUGCCCGCAGGAAGAGGAGCUUGCCAUGGCAGAAUCAGAAUGAUUUGUAUGAAGAAACCCUUAGAGCUGUUGGGGUAUCAGGAGUGGAAGUCGGAACCACAGUUUAUAUUACCAACCUUGAUCAGGGAGUGACAAAUGAAGAUAUAAGGGAACUCUAUGCUGAAAUUGGAGAGCUGAAAAGAUAUGCAAUUCACUAUGACAAAAAUGGGCGUCCAAGUGGAUCGGCUGAAGUUGUGUAUAUGAGAAGAAGUGAUGCAAUUCAAGCUAUGAGGAAAUACAAUAAUGUACUUUUGGAUGGAAGGCCUAUGAAACUGGAGAUUCUGGGUGGAAAUACUGAAUCUGCUCCUGUCGCAGCUCGUGUUAAUGUGACUGGAUUGAAUGGAAGGAUGAAGAGGAGUGUCUUCAUUGGACAAGGAGUUAGAGGUGGGAGAGUAGGAAGAGGAAGAGGUUCAGGUCCUUCUGGGAGACGCCUUCCACUCCAACAAAACCAACAAGGUGGUGUGACAGCUGGUCGAGGCGGGUUCCGUGGUAGAGGCCGGGGUAAUGGUGGUGGCAGAGGGAAUAAAAGCGGUGGGCGAGGUGGAAAGAAGCCAGUGGAGAAGUCUGCUGCGGAUCUCGACAAAGAUCUCGAAAGCUAUCAUGCUGAAGCUAUGAACAUCUCUUAAACAGAAGCAAGACUUCGCAUCUUGUCAUGUACUUUUGUGUUCUUUAUUCUUAGUCUCUGACUAAAUAUGUGGCAAAGUCUGGUUUGGUUUAAUUACGUUUAGGAUGGCUCUACUCUGCUUUUAUUUUCCUCUUUUCUUGUUUCACACUUUCACAGUCACUUUUGGUUAUUGAAGUUAAAAGAGAUUUAGCUGUAAAUGAGAAAGCUGUUAUUGUUAGUUGGUUGAAUCUAAUAAUAUACGAAAAAAUCUUUUAGUCAA